Molecule: messenger RNA, 3494 nt
Organism: Rhinolophus ferrumequinum (greater horseshoe bat)
Lineage: Eukaryota; Metazoa; Chordata; Mammalia; Chiroptera; Rhinolophidae
Gene: TRIM24
Product: tripartite motif containing 24
Exons: 19
Coding region: 290-3439 (1049 amino acids)
Molecular function (GO): protein binding; zinc ion binding
Source: RefSeq, a predicted model, not a curated record
AUUCGAAGAUCGCCGCGGCGGUUGGCGAAGCGGACGGAGCACGUCCUCCGCGGUGCGAGGAACGGUCCCUGCUGACUGAUCCCCUUCUUCCGGCCGCGCCACCCGGGAGGCGGAUCCCCGGGGCCUGAGGAGGCUUCCUCGGCCCGGCCCUCUCGCCCUCCCUCUCCCACGGGUCACCCGAGCGGCCUGUGACGACGAGGAGAAGGAGGAGGAGAAGGAGGAGGAGGUCGUCGGGGGCGGCAGCGGGCGGAGACCGCGCUCCCCCUUCGGCGGCGGCGGGGGCAGGACAAUGGAGGUGGCUGUGGAGAAGGCAGCGACGGCGGCCGUGGCGGCUUCGGCGGCGGCCGCCGGGGGGCCCUCGGCGACGCCGAGCGGGGAGAACGAGGCCGAGAGUCGGCAGGGCCCGGACUCGGAGCGCGGAGGCGAGGCGGCCCGGCUCAACCUGUUGGACACUUGCGCCGUGUGCCACCAGAAUAUCCAGAGCCGGGCGCCCAAGCUGCUGCCCUGCUUGCACUCCUUCUGCCAGCGCUGCCUGCCCGCUCCCCAGCGCUACCUCAUGCUGCCCGCGCCCAUGUUGGGCUCGGCCGAGACCCCACCGCCAGUCCCUGGCCCCGGCUCGCCGGCCAGCGGCUCCUCGCGGUUCGCUACCCAAGUUGGAGUCAUUCGAUGUCCAGUUUGCAGCCAGGAAUGUGCAGAGAGACACAUCAUAGAUAAUUUUUUUGUGAAAGAUACUACUGAGGUUCCCAGCAGUACAGUAGAAAAGUCUAAUCAGGUGUGUACAAGCUGUGAAGACAAUGCAGAAGCUAAUGGGUUUUGUGUAGAGUGUGUUGAAUGGCUCUGCAAGACGUGCAUCCGAGCUCAUCAAAGGGUGAAGUUCACAAAAGACCACACUGUGAGACAGAAAGAGGAAGUAUCUCCAGAGGCAGUUGGUGUGACCAGUCAACGACCAGUGUUUUGUCCUAUUCAUAAGAAGGAGCAGCUAAAGCUUUACUGUGAAACAUGUGACAAAUUGACAUGUCGGGACUGCCAGUUAUUAGAACAUAAAGAGCAUAGAUAUCAAUUUAUAGAAGAAGCUUUUCAGAAUCAGAAAGUGAUCAUAGAUACAUUAAUCACCAAACUGAUGGAAAAAACGAAAUACAUAAAAUUCACAGGAAAUCAGAUCCAAAACAGAAUAAUUGAAGUAAAUCAAAAUCAAAAGCAGGUGGAACAGGAUAUUAAAGUUGCUAUAUUUACAUUGAUGGUAGAAAUAAAUAAAAAAGGGAAAGCUCUUCUGCAUCAGCUUGAGAGCCUUGCAAAGGACCAUCGCAUGAAACUUAUGCAACAACAGCAGGAAGUGGCUGGACUUUCCAAACAACUGGAACAUGUCAUGCAUUUUUCCAAAUGGGCCGUUUCCAGUGGCAGCAGUACAGCCUUACUUUAUAGCAAGCGACUGAUUACAUACCGGUUACGGCACCUCCUUCGAGCAAGGUGUGAUGCUUCCCCAGUGACCAACAAUACCAUCCAGUUUCACUGUGAUCCUAGUUUCUGGGCUCAAAAUAUUAUCAAUUUAGGUUCUUUAGUAAUUGAAGAUAAAGAGAGCCAACCACAAAUGCCUAAGCAGAAUCCUGUCGUGGAACAGAAUUCACCGCCACAAGGUGGUUUAUCUUCAAACCAGUUAUCCAAGUUUCCAACACAGAUCAGCCUAGCUCAGUUACGACUCCAGCAUAUGCAGCAACAGGUAAUGGCUCAGAGGCAACAGGUGCAACGGAGGCCAGCACCUGUGGGUUUACCAAACCCUAGAAUGCAGGGGCCCAUCCAGCAGCCUUCCAUCUCUCAUCAGCAACCCCCUCCACGUUUGAUAAAUUUUCAAAAUCACAGCCCCAAACCCAAUGGACCAGUUCUUCCUCCUCAUCCUCAACAGUUGAGAUACCCACCAGCCCAGAAUAUGCCACGACAAGCAAUGAAGGCCAACCCCCUGCAGAUGGCUUUCUUGGCUCAACAAGCCAUAAAACAGUGGCAGAUCAGCAGUGGGCAGGCUCCUCCAUCAACUGCCAAUAGCACGUCCUCUACUCCUUCCAGCCCCACCAUUACUAGUGCAGCAGGGUACGAUGGGAAGGCCUUUGGUUCACCGAUGAUUGAUUUGAGCUCACCAGUGGGAGGCUCUUACAAUCUUCCUUCUCUUCCAGAUAUUGACUGUUCAAGUACUAUUAUGCUGGACAAUAUUGCGAGGAAAGAUACUAAUAUAGAUCAUGGUCAACCAAGACCACCCUCGAAUAGAACCGUCCAGUCACCAAAUUCAUCAGUGCCGUCUCCAGGCCUUGCAGGGCCUGUUACUAUGACUAGUGUACACCCACCAAUACGUUCACCCAGUGCCUCCAGCGUUGGGAGCCGAGGAAGCUCUGGCUCUUCCAGCAAACCAGCAGGAGCUGAUUCUACACACAAAGUCCCAGUGGUUAUGUUGGAGCCAAUCCGAAUAAAACAAGAAAACAGUGGACCCCCUGAAAAUUAUGAUUUUCCUGUUGUUAUAGUGAAACAAGAAUCAGAUGAAGAAUCUAGGCCUCAAAAUACCAACUAUCCAAGAAGCAUACUCACCUCCCUGCUCUUAAAUAGCAGUCAGAGCUCUGCUUCUGAAGAGUCUGUGCUAAGAUCAGAUGCCCCUGACAGUACAGGAGAUCAGCCUGGACUUCACCAGGAAAAUUCCUCUAAUGGAAAGUCCGAGUGGCUGGAUGCCUCCCAGAAGUCACCCCUUCAUGUUGGAGAGACAAGAAAAGAGGAUGACCCCAAUGAGGACUGGUGUGCAGUUUGUCAGAAUGGAGGGGAACUCCUGUGCUGUGAGAAAUGUCCCAAAGUAUUCCAUCUUUCUUGUCAUGUGCCCACAUUGGCCAAUUUUCCAAGUGGAGAGUGGAUUUGCACUUUCUGCCGAGACUUAUCUAAACCAGAAGUUGAAUACGACUGUGAUGCUUCCAGUAACAACUCAGAAAAAAGGAAAACUGAAGGCCUUGUUAAAUUAACACCAAUAGAUAAAAGGAAAUGUGAACGCCUACUUUUAUUUCUUUACUGCCAUGAAAUGAGCCUGGCUUUUCAAGACCCAGUUCCUCUAACUGUGCCUGAUUAUUAUAAAAUAAUUAAAAAUCCAAUGGACUUGUCUACUAUCAAGAAAAGACUACAAGAAGAUUAUUCCAUGUAUUCAAAUCCUGAAGAUUUUGUAGCUGAUUUUAGAUUGAUCUUUCAAAACUGUGCUGAAUUCAAUGAGCCUGAUUCAGAAGUAGCCAGUGCUGGUAUAAAACUUGAAAGCUAUUUUGAAGAACUUCUAAAGAACCUUUAUCCAGAGAAAAGGUUUCCUAAACUAGAAUUCAGGAAUGAAUCAGAAGAUAAAUUUAGUGAUGACUCAGACGAUGACUUUGUACAGCCCCGGAAGAAACGCCUCAAAAGCGUAGAGGAACGUCAGUUGCUGAAAUAAGCAGCACCGUUGGUGUGUGCUGGUUUUUAGAUUUUUUGUUUUCAAAAAACAUUUU